AUGAGACAUCAAAGAUUUGAGAAGGGUUAUUGGACUCAGGUAAAAAAUUUCAUAAUAGAGGACUUUGGUGGCGUUUACGUUCUCGCUCGUCAAAUGGGAAUCGACAAUAACGAGCAAGCUGAAUUGCAAACGUUUCAAUGUAUACAUAUUGAGGCUUCAAAUCAUGAUUUGAACGUUGUUCAGAAUAGGAGUAUAAUUUGA
This is a messenger RNA of Funneliformis caledonium, 201 nucleotides long. Lineage: Eukaryota; Fungi; Glomeromycota; Glomeromycetes; Glomerales; Glomeraceae. The record is from the annotation of a GenBank genome assembly.